Anguilla rostrata (American eel) is the source of this 426-nucleotide messenger RNA. RefSeq names its product chromosome 2 C17orf67 homolog (gene c2h17orf67). The transcript is spliced from 3 exons. The record is from RefSeq and is a predicted model, not a curated record. Lineage: Eukaryota; Metazoa; Chordata; Actinopteri; Anguilliformes; Anguillidae. Bases 102 to 374 code for a protein of 90 amino acids.
CGUGUGAAAUGUAGAGUGACGUAAGAACCGAUCUUACUUCUCACUUUCACAGAAAUACUUUUCAGUGUUAAAGAAGCAGGCAGUGAAGAGGAACGGCGAAAAUGAACAAGUUCGCUGCGUUUUUUCUGUGUCUGGCCUUGCUGGUCGUCCUAACAGAUGCCUCUCCCAUCAUCAAAGAGAAUCUAGCCAAGCAGCUUCUCCGAAGCAAGCGACAGGAGCAGCCUAGAAAGGCGGGCUACACCGACGAGUCAAUGAGGGAGCACAUGCUGCAGAUGCAGAGGCUGGAGCAGAGGGCUCGUGAGACCAACCUGGAGCACUGGCUCAAUCCCCACUGCUACCCUCACUGUGACAGGAACUAUGGCCACCCCGUGUGACCCAAACGACUGCUACACCGUCAAGGUCUCCUUCAGCCUGUCUGGACGACAA